GUCUUUAAACGUCUGUUGUUUGAUUUAUGAUCUUGAAAAAUGGAGCUCUUGAACGUAGCCAAAUUAUCCAGCAACCCACUGUUUCCAUCUCUGAUUCUCCUUUUCUCCCUUUUGAUUUGGCUUAAACUAUCAAAAAAGAAACGCUUGAAUUUGCCUCCAUCACCCCCAAAGCUGCCCAUCAUCGGCAAUAUCCAUCAGGUUGGCAAAGUCCCCCACCGCUCCCUCCGAGACCUCUCGAGGAACUAUGGUCCUCUCUUGCUUCUGCAGUUGGGGUAUAACCCAACAGUACUGGUUUCAUCACCCGAUUUGGUUAAAGAAAUUGUCAAAAACCAUGACAUAAUUUUCUCCAACAGACCAAAGACCACAUCUUUAGAUUUCUUGUACUACGGUGGAAGGGACAUGGUUUUUUCACCCUACGGUGAGUACUGGAAACAAGUGAAGAAGAUCAGCGUUCUUGAGCUUUUCAGCCAUAAAAGAGUCCAUUCAUUUCAGUUCGUAAGAGAGGAAGAAGUUGAAGUUCUCAUUAACAAAAUCCGGUGUGCUUGUCUUCAAGGUGAAUCUGUUAAUCUGUCAGAGAUGCUUAUGUCGGUUUCGAGUAACAUAGCUUCUCGAUGUAUUCUGAGUCACAAAAGUGAAGACGAAGGUGGGAGCAGCAAGUUCGGGCAGUUGGGUAAAAGUCUGUUGAUUCUCUCAAGUGCUUUAUGCAUUGGUUAUUUGUUUCCUUACUUGGGAUGGCUCGAUAUUCUUACUGGAUAUAUUCCCAGUAUGAAAGCUUUGUCUGCGGAAUUUGAUGCAUUCCUUGAUCAGGUAAUUCAGGAGCAUAGAGGUCUUGAAAGUAGUGAUGACCAAGUUUCAAAUAAAAAGGACUUCGUUUCUAUCAUUAUGCAACUCCAAAAGGACCGCAUGUAUGACAUGGACCUCACACAAGACAACAUCAAAGGAGUCUUACUGGACAUGUUCAUAGGAGGAACUGAUACCACUAAAGCAACAAUUGAAUGGGGAAUGACUGAGCUCCUAAAGCAUCCAAAUGUGAUGAAAAAACUCCAACAAGAGGUAAGAAAUGUGAUGGGAAACAAGUCUAAGGUAGAGAUGGAUCACAUCAACAAAAUGAAAUACUUAAAGUGUGUAAUCAAAGAAACUUUAAGACUCCAUCCCGCAGCUCCUCUUCUAGCUCCUCGACGAACAUCAGCAAGUGUUAAAUUGGGUGGAUACCACAUUCCUUCGAAUACAACAAUCAUCAUCAAUGGAUGGGCCAUUCAUAGGGAUCCCGAGAGGUGGGAAAAUCCAGAAGAGUUUAUCCCAGAGAGGUUUGAGAAUAGUUCCAUUGAUUUUCAAGGUCAAGAUUUCCACUACAUCCCAUUUGGUUUCGGAAGAAGGGCAUGUCCGGGGAUGCCAUUUGGGAUUGCUUCUACAGAGUAUGUGAUGGCCAACCUUGUCUAUUGGUUUGAUUGGAAGUUACCGGCGGGUGAAACUACAGAAAAUUUUGACAUGAGUGACACGUAUGGCAUCACACUCCACAAGAAAAUCCCUCUCCGUGUUGUACCCGUAACUCAUUUAUCUUUUUAGAUAUGGUUUUAGGGAUUUAACUCGAUUUUCUUUGGAGAAAACAAUAUUUUCAUCGUUGGUCGUUGUGGUAGUAUUUGGUUCUUGUGUACGUUGUUUUUAUUAAAAUAUAUAUAUCUUAAGUUUUCGAUUUCAA
Messenger RNA from Hibiscus syriacus, 1699 nucleotides. RefSeq names its product cytochrome P450 71A1-like. The record is from RefSeq and is a predicted model, not a curated record. The transcript is spliced from 2 exons. Bases 40 to 1566 code for a protein of 508 amino acids. Gene Ontology annotation, molecular function: heme binding; iron ion binding; monooxygenase activity. Lineage: Eukaryota; Viridiplantae; Streptophyta; Magnoliopsida; Malvales; Malvaceae.